CGCAGCCGCUUCGGCCGAGGCCGCGGGGCAGGCCGGGGCCGCGGCCAGAGGACAGCCGUCGCCCGGCAGCCCAGCGGCGGGCGGCCGCCGGGAGAGGGCGCCAUGCAGAUCUUCGUGAGCGGCCUGGCGGGCCAGUGCCUGGCGCUGUCGGCGGAGCCUGGGGCGGACGUCGCGAGCCUUAAGCAGCAGAUCGCCGCCGCGCAGGGCGUGCCCGCGGCCGAGCAGCGCCUCGCGUUCGGCGGGCGCGCGCUGGCGGACUCGGAGCUGCUCGGCGGCUGCGGGCUGCAGGACGAGUCCACCGUCUUCCUGGGUCUGGACCUCGCAGGGGGCGGCAAGAAGCGCAAGAAGAAGACCUACACGAAGCCGAAGAAGAUCAAGCACAAGCGCAAGAAGGUCAAGCUCGCGGUGCUGAAGUUCUACAAGGUCGACUCCAGCGACAAGGUGUCCCGCCUGCGCCGGGAGUGCCCGCACGAGCUCUGCGGCCCGGGCGUGUUCAUGGCCAUGCACUUCAACCGCUACUACUGCGGCAAGUGCCAUCUCACGUACCUGAUCAAGAAGGGCGACGCCCUCACGCGCCACCUGGACACCCCGCAGGGCUGGACCCGGGGCAGGAAGUCCGUGCUGGUUGUCGUCAUGGACUGGAAGGUGGGCGACAAGUCCAUGUCGCCCUACUCCCAGCAGGAGCACAAUCCGAUUCCAAAUUACAGGUCGAAGAUCUUCCCCGCCGUGAACGAGGCUUUCACGAGGAUGUCAUACGGCCAGUUUGGGAUCGAGGUGACUUUUGUCCCAGAGGUGAUCCGGUACUCGAGGGACCGGAUCGCCUACACGUCCCGCAAGAUGCCCUUUCCUUCGCUGUACAACGCGGCCAAGGAGUCGAUGGAGGGGUACACGAGCCAGUACAGGUUUGACGACUACGACCUCGUCUUCGU
Messenger RNA from Prorocentrum cordatum, 929 nucleotides. The record is from the annotation of a GenBank genome assembly. Lineage: Eukaryota; Dinophyceae; Prorocentrales; Prorocentraceae.